AUGAGGAAGUACACUGCACCGCCGCAACCUCCCAGCUCGAAGCCGGAACGCGGCCAGGCUUCCCUGCCUACUCGGCCGAGUACUAAACUGCGUUCUCCCAACCCGAAGAAGACGGAAAGCGGCCCAGCUUUCAAACUUCCUGGGUCGGGUUCUCAACCACGUGCUCGCAACCCGAAGAAGGCGGAACCCGACCCGGCUUCUUCCAAGUCCCUUAGGAUAGACUCCAAGCCGCAUACCAAACCAGGUCCUCCUCACCCGAAGCAGCCGGAACCCGACUCGCGAAACCUGUGGGAAAGUCCUACUUCCACGCUCACGGUCACGAUCGAUUGGCGCGACCGCAACCCCGGGGACGACGAGAAGCUAAAAGUGGAGAAAAUAUUCAAGAAGAAGAUGGAAAGGCUAGGAAUCAGAGAAGGGCAUAUCAAUGCCACCGCUUCGGGCCUUAACUCAAAACUCGUAGACAACAAAUGGGCAAAGAACAAGUGGACAUUAAGAUUCAGCCAGAAAAUUGGUAGGACACUCUGGCUCAGCGAGAUGACGAUAGUCUUCUCUCACCAACCUUGCUAUAACGACGUCAUCGACGUCUACAUCCCGCUUGAUCCUGGCGAAGGGGGACUGCAAGAUUGUGCGGGCUUGCCGGGGUUUACUUAA
This is a messenger RNA of Chaetomium strumarium, 651 nucleotides long. RefSeq lists its product as uncharacterized. The record is from RefSeq and is a predicted model, not a curated record. The transcript has 2 exons. Lineage: Eukaryota; Fungi; Ascomycota; Sordariomycetes; Sordariales; Chaetomiaceae. Bases 1 to 651 code for a protein of 216 amino acids.